This is a messenger RNA of Didymodactylos carnosus, 1435 nucleotides long. Lineage: Eukaryota; Metazoa; Rotifera; Eurotatoria; Philodinida; Philodinidae. The record is from the annotation of a GenBank genome assembly.
AGUUUUGUGGAAAAUGUCAACGUCUAAGUAUGCAAAAUGGCGUGAAAGUCGCUGUAAUUUUUGUAGAUUUUGUAGAACUGUUGAAUAAUAGACCUCUGUACACUGCACUCUUGCACGUUUCAACGCACGUAUCAAAAUUGUAACUCAGUUGAAAAAUUCGCGAAGUCCAUAUUUUAUCAAAUGUAUCUCAGUUGAGAAACGAAUAUUUUCGCAGAAAUAAUGGUUUCUCAACUGAGAUACUUGAUUAAAAUAUGGGUUGUAUCUCAGUUGAGAAUAUAAUUUGUAUCUCAAUUCAGUUCAAACCGUUGUUUCACUCUUUUGUUUAAUUUUAGAAAAAACAGAUGAAUCAACUGAUGAUGCAAAGAAGACUAGUGAUGAAGUGACGGACUGGACUAAGCAAGACGCUCAAACAGUCAAAGAACCAAUUGCUGAUCAAAUAAAUGAUGUGUCGACUCACACAGCUGAUGGUGUUGAAAAGAAAGUGGAGGACUUAGCUGAUUCGUCAAUUAAAACUGCUCAGGAUACAAACGAGAAGGUAGCUGAUCAAAUAGUUGAAGCGGAAGAGGCUGAUGAGAAGAAUGUUGAUGAAAUAAAACAAUGGGCUAGUGGAAUAGCGUCUGAAGGUAUUGAACAAGCAAAGCAAGUAACGCUUGAUGCUAAAGAUGUACUUGUUAAUGUUACUGAAAAAACAAAAGAAGUCGUAAAUGACGGAUUAGAAAAGGCUCAGGAAAAUAUUACUCAUGUGGCCGAGGUAACCAUGGAUAAAGCACAAGAAGCAUUAAAUACAACCAAACAAGUUGCUGCUGAUGGUGAGUGUCUUGUUUUGUCUGUCUCUCCCUUUUCUGUACAUCUCCAAGAUGCAACUGUGGACAAAUCUGAACAAUUAGGUAUCGCCGUGUCCAAUGCUGUUGAAUCAGUUAAACAGGGAGCUAUCGAUGCUAAAGAUCAAGUGAUGCAAAAAGUUGAAGAAGCAAAAAACAUUAUUGCUGAUACCACCGAAACAGCCAAAGAGAAAACUGUUGAGUCUACAAAUACAUCCGCUAAAGAAAUUGAGCAAAAUACAACUUCCAUACCAUCGACGGUUUCACAAACAACAACCCAGACAACCAUUACUGAAGAAACAAAACCAGUUUCCUUCGAGGUUGAUUUGAAGACAGCGAGUGAUAAUGCGGAUGUUUCGUUAAAAGUGACGCCUAUGCAGCAAGUACAAUCAAAUGUCGUGUCACAAGAUGCGUACGUUGCACCAACACGAAAACAAUCUGUUAGCAAGGGCUGGAGUUUAGCAGGAUGGUUUCGUAAACUUUUUCGUCCAAGUGAGCGGCGAAAAUCACAAUCGAGUAUACCACCAGUAACGACUACUACAAGUACAACAAGCACUACAGACGUGUCACAAACAAACCCGACAACGACAAUAGUAGAAACACCGGCAACAUAG